Molecule: messenger RNA, 1332 nt
Organism: Bacillus rossius redtenbacheri
Lineage: Eukaryota; Metazoa; Arthropoda; Insecta; Phasmatodea; Bacillidae
Exons: 4
Coding region: 1-1332 (443 amino acids)
Biological process (GO): detection of chemical stimulus involved in sensory perception of smell; sensory perception of smell
Cellular component (GO): plasma membrane
Molecular function (GO): odorant binding; olfactory receptor activity
Source: RefSeq, a predicted model, not a curated record
AUGGCUGAUUCCUCCGGGGAACUUGGAAAAGGGCAUCCUUCACUUCAUCCUUCACCUGAAGAAGCCAUGUCCUUAUCCUUGAAAGUCCUGUACUACGUAGGCUGGUGGCCGGUGAAAGAAAGCAAUCCCUACAGAUUGUACACUAUCGUCAUGUCCUCGAGCUAUCCGCUCUUCUACCUGUUGAUGGCUUGGUUCUUCUUAUCUGGUGGAAAAACGACGACGAUCUUCUUGGAACAAGCAGGCUUUGUUCUGGCGUUCAUCCCGAUUACGUUCAACAUAAUGACUGUGUUGUUCAAGAGGAGACAGUUUCAGGACGUUAUCGCCAAUCUGAGGUCGUUUAUCGCGCGUACCUCUUGCGUCUACACCGAAGGAACUCUGCGUGAUGCGAUCAAGGAAGAAUAUCUUCUGGUCGUACUGUUCACUACCUUAAUCCUGACUGCAGGUUUAUCCAGGUUGGCAGAACCGAUCGGGACAUAUUACUUGAUCCCUCAAGCCGGCAACAAUACCGGUGGGUUACACCUGCUAAUACAGAUCUACACCAUUGAGGAAAUAAGCAGUCUGGCGUUUGGGGCAAUGUUCGCAAUCCAGUACUUUGUGUUUGGCUGUAUUAUUUGGACAUUAGCAGCUGCUGAAAUAUUAAUGUAUGUUUUAAUCCUCUACACUGCCAACCAAUUUGAAAUUAUCAUAGCCUUGAUAAGAAACGUUGGAGGCUUUGACAGACAAUUGUUUCUGGAAGCUGGUGUUGGACACACGCAUUGUAAGUCACAAAUGGGAAGAAAAUCUGCAGGUGAUUUGAUGAAUGGUGUGAUAGACACAAUUUCUCAGAACCCUGAACGUAUAUUGAAUGAACUGCAAUCAGCAAGAAUGAACAGAUUUUUGAAUUCAACAAACAAUAGAGGUAUCGCACAUGUUUGGGAAAAACUGGUUGUCUAUCAUCAGGAAGCUUUAAGAAACGCGGCGGAGUUGUGUGAACUCUUUAGAACGGCGCUAUUUUUAAAUUACGCACUUGCAUCAGUAGUUAUAUGUACCGUCUUGUACCAGCUGAAGGUCGUGGAAAGUCCUUUUUUAAUUCUUUUUAACUGCUUCUACGUGGCUGGUGUGACCUUCAGACUAUUUUUAAUGAGUAUUUUCUCUACCAGACUUUCAAUGCAGAGCGAGCAGAUCAGCGAUGAAGUAGCCGCCACCGAGUGGUUCGAGUACAACAACGCAGUGAAGGUGACUCUGGUCAUCAUGAUGAGCAGAGCCCAGAGACCCGUGCAGAUGUGGGCAGGGAGGUUCGCCGUCAUGUCUCUGGAGACGUUCAGUGCAGUGAGUCUACAUCCGUUUCAGUGA